Molecule: messenger RNA, 2380 nt
Organism: Chlamydomonas reinhardtii
Lineage: Eukaryota; Viridiplantae; Chlorophyta; Chlorophyceae; Chlamydomonadales; Chlamydomonadaceae
Exons: 8
Coding region: 149-1165 (338 amino acids)
Source: RefSeq, a predicted model, not a curated record
CAACAAGCUGCGUAUCACUUUGAUUUAUUGAGCAACUGUCAUAAUUUAUCACAUCGCCCACACGCCGGUUCGCCUGCCGAGUGCCGACGCCCGCCUUGCGCUUAGUCCACCUGCAUACACGGACGAUAUCAGUAACUAUUUACACUAAAUGAUUGUCGCCCCCGCGAGCGGCAAUGCGAGACCCCGGGAAACCAUAAACCCGGGGCAAUCGCGAGCGACCGGUGCCCAGAAGGCGACCGUGCUGCAGGACUUGAUUAUCAGCGGCAUCAGUGUCGGAGGAGCGACGUGUGCAACCAAUCCCCUCGACGUCAUCAAGACACGACUGCAGUUGAACGAUCGGAAAGCCACGCCUGGCGCGCCCCGUCCAGGCUUGAUAAAAACCGGCGUAAACAUCGUGCGGCAUGAAGGCGCCUUCGCGUUGUGGAACGGGCUACCUCCGGCAGUAGCGAGAGGCUUCCUAUACGGCGGCAUGCGCCUGGGCUUGUACGAGCCCUGCAAGGGCCUGCUCCUGGCCGCCGGCCAGCUGGCGGCGCCCACGCCCUCAGCCUUGCCCACCACCUCCAGCUCGCCCAGCUCCGCCACGUCAGCACCCCAAUCAGCGGCAGCAGCCGGCGUGGGCCUCAAGGUGGCGGCGGGUCUUGCCAGCGGCGCCCUCGCCGCCGGCCUCACCAGCCCUACAGAGCUGAUCAAGACGCGGCUGCAGGCCAAGGACAACACUAGCCGCGGCACGCUGGAAGUGAUUCGUACUGUGGUGAAGAGCGACGGCGUGCAGGGCUUGUGGCGCGGCGCGGUGCCCAGCAUGGUGCGCGCGGCUCUGCUGACGGCGUCACAGGUCGCCACGUACGACAGCGUCAAGCGGGAGAUUAUCCGUGCGGGUGGUGGAAGUGACUCGGUGUGGACGCACGUAGCGGCCAGCGGCGUGACGGGCCUGGUCACCACCACCGUGACUAACCCUGUCGACGUCGUAAAGACGCACAUGUUUGUAUCGGGUGCUGGCGCCCGCAAAGGCAUCCUGCAGACAACUAUGGCCAUCCUGUACAAUGACGGCAUCCUCGGCUUCAUGAAGGGCUGGACGGCGAGCUAUGCACGACUGGGGCCGCAGACCGUCUUCAUUUUCCUCAUAUCGGAAGGGCUCCGCAAGGCCCUUGGAUUGGAAGGCUUGUGAGAAGAGGAUGCGUCCUACGUUGUUUGUUUGCAUGGUCCUUGAAAGCGCAGUUCAGCAGCAAACGGUAGUGUUGGCAGCUGUGCAUAGGGCGAGUCCUGGCCUGCAGCGCAGUGGUGCACCGGCGUCGGUGCCUCUAUGUAGGCCAGCGUCGGAUGCUUUUUGAUGUUGGGGUUUCCCUCUCGUGACUGGUUUCGGCAAGCAGCGCGGCUGCCCGCCGGGGCGGGGGCCUGGCGACUGGCGGCGCGGUGGCUGACGGCUCUGCCGCCGGCUACACUGGUGGUAUCCGUGGAAGCGCGGCCAUGUAGGUGCCAGGGAAUGAGCCAUGCAGCCUUCAGAAACUGCGCUACCAUUAGGCUAGUACUCUGACACGUCAAUGUGUGUUUGCGUGUGUGUGUGUGUGUGUGUGUGUGUGUGUGUGUGUGUGUGUGUGUGUGUGUGUGUGUGUGUGUGUGUGUGUGUGUGUGUGUGUUCGCUCUUGUUUUGGCGACUCCCGAAUCCCGACUCCAGUCUCUCCUUGCUUUGUAUCUGAUGGAUGCGCGUGGGCUUCGGUGGAUGGCAGGGCAGGUUAUGGGCUUAUGGCCAUGGUGUUCCAGCACUUCCAUGGGGAAGACCAGAGAGUGCAAAACAAACGGAUGAGCCGGCGGGUGACAGCCUGCUGGUACCAACCGUUUUGGGGGCUCUGGCUCUGUCCAUAGCUGUCACCUUGCAUGUAACUUCAAUUUGCUAAAAUGACAGCAACACACGUACCGACCUGCACUGACCCACAUUCGUGCAAACUUGCACGUCAAGCAAGAACUCACCCUGGAGUACGUAUGGGAGGUGUAGCGCAUCUGCUUCGCGCAAGACCGGCACUAAGAUCAUGCUAUUCUUAGCUACUCUACGAAAGCAUUGAGCUUGCUCGGGUUGUGUUCCUUCCUGUGUGCUGGCAGGUGCUGGCAAGGUGCUGUACCCUUCCCCUUUGCCACCCCUGAGCCUUUUGCUGCCGUGUUGUGCAGAACCCAAUCAAUGGAUAAUGCAGAUCAAGUUAUGCAUGCACUCCACACCCGCUGUGAAGACUACCUAAUCUCCUUCGCAGCUGAUGUCCCGCCCACUCUGUGCGCGUGCUGCACACCUAAUAUGUGCCCUGACCCUAGUCCCCUGCCGACACCACCCCUGGCCAACACUCUGGACGGCACAGCACGUGAAGGCCCCAUCAACCAAGCUACCGUAACCGAG